GUCUCUCACUCCCGACGCCGCUGAACGACGACAAACUCGAGCAAGCGACGACACUCGAUCUCGACUUUGGCACAUAGAAGCUCUCAUCCGCCCCCAGCUCGGAGCUCUCCACCGAUCUACGCUCGUUAUCGUUCCCGUCUCCCCCUGAGCUACCUGCUUAGGCCCCGCCACAUACCACUUCGUCCUAUCUUCCACAACCCCUCCCCGCCCGUCCCAAGCUUUAUCGCGACUACCCACAAUGCCUACCUACCUAUGCCACGGUUUUCGUUGGGACCGUCGAAGCAUCCGCGUCUUUGUCGUCGUCCAGAACAUCGACGAUGCUGCCCCCGAAUGGAUCAUUGCGCCAAACUCGUCUCCUGCCAUCCUCGAGUCCUUCUACUCUCUCUUCGAUUUCCUUCCCGAGCCCAUACCCGACGAAACCGAGGCCCAACGUGACAAGAAGAAGCGCAACAAGUCCAAGGCAUCCAAAGCCGCCGCACUGCGCAACGAAUACGAUGUCCCAGCCUCGACCGUGCCGCCAGAGGAGGAUGACGUCCUGCAGAACGAUUGGAGUGCUGUCAAGCUGCUCGAGGAAUAUGACCCGACUGACCUGAGCUAUGUCAGCCGUCCCUACGCAUAUGUUGCCGACCACGUAGUACGCAUUGAUCUCAGCAACUCAAUAACGGAGGAGAUCAUGCGGUACGAAGAACGAUUGAGCGAGACCAAGGCGAUGGCUAGCGCCCCUAGCGAUGAAUUCUACAAGGCCAAGAAGAGCUCGUCAGGGAAGAAGGCUGGCUGGUUCGAGAAGCUGAGAGAUCAACUUCAACGCGGGGAGGAUAUUCGCUGGUACAUUGUGGUUUGCGGCGAUGAGGUGCGCGAUUUCCCUGAAGACAUGGGUGCGGCAAGGGCGGAACAGGAGGAGUUGGAAAGGGAGGCUGACAACGCGACACCCCGGCCCCGCGACCGCAGUGCAGGCCCUUCAACAUCGAGAGGAGGGGCAUCACCCCGUGAGUACAUGUCGAGCGUACCAGCGAGUCAGUUCGCAACAGCCAUGUCGCCGCAACAGCUCUCACCAAAGGAGGCGGGUCUGCCUUACGGCACGCUUCCCCAACAUCCCAACAUGGUUGGCAAUUGGACGGAAAAGGAGACGCCAACACUACAAAGCAAACCUUCAAUGGACUUUAGGCCAAAGACACCCAAGGGUGGCGGCUUCCGAAGAUUAUUCGGGAAGAAGGGCGAUGAUCCAUAGAGCGGCGGCCUGGGAAGAAUAUUCGGGAAGA
Colletotrichum acutatum is the source of this 1259-nucleotide messenger RNA. RefSeq lists its product as uncharacterized. The coding region runs from base 239 to 1228 and encodes 329 amino acids. The record is from RefSeq and is a predicted model, not a curated record. NCBI's taxonomy places the organism in Eukaryota, Fungi, Ascomycota, Sordariomycetes, Glomerellales, Glomerellaceae. The transcript has a single exon.